Messenger RNA from Juglans regia (Persian walnut), 775 nucleotides. Its product is annotated as heavy metal-associated isoprenylated plant protein 39. Gene Ontology annotation, molecular function: metal ion binding. The coding region runs from base 15 to 518 and encodes 167 amino acids. Lineage: Eukaryota; Viridiplantae; Streptophyta; Magnoliopsida; Fagales; Juglandaceae. The record is from RefSeq and is a predicted model, not a curated record. The transcript has 3 exons.
CUUCCGGAGUCUCCAUGUCCAUCGGGUUUUAUGAUCUCCUAGAUAUAUUCUGUAAUAUUCUUAUUUUCUCGGCCUCGAAUUUCAUCUCCAACUUUAUCCGAUACUUCUUGCAUCCCUCAAACCUUUCAGCAAUGAAGAAAGUGAUCUUGACAGUGCAAGUGCAUGAUGAGAAAUCAAAGCAAAAGGCCCUGAUGGCAGUUUCUGCUCUUCAAGGUGUUGAUUCAAUCUCCAUGGACAUGAAGGACAAGAAAUUGACGGUGAUCGGGGAUAUCGAUCCGGUGAAUAUAGUAAGCAAGCUGAGGAAGCACUACCCCACAGAGAUAGUCUCUGUUGGACCAGCAAAAGAGCCCGAGAAGAAGAAGGAAGAACCGAAGAAAGAAGAGCCUAAGAAAGAUGAGAAAAAGAAGGACGAGGCGGCUGAGCUUCUGAAGCUCUACCAAGCCUAUAAUCCUUACAUGACCCAACAUUAUUAUGUAAGAAGCGUAGAGGAGGAUCCUAACGGUUGUGUCAUUUGUUAAUUCUUAGAUCUCAUAAGAAUUAUAUUCAACAUAUAUAAAAUGAGAAAAAAAAAAAAAAAACAAGUCGGUGAUCUCAGUACUGAAUUUAUGUCCGAAAGGAGGUUGAUGUUCAAGAAAUAGGGAGGGGUCUAAUGUACAGUAGACGAUGGUGAGUUGUUUGAAGUUUUAUUGGUGUUGCUUGGAAUCUUUAUGUAUUUUAGUACUCUCGAGUUGUUUUGCAUCAAUGGAAGAUUAUAUAUGCUACUAUUGUAGUCGAA